Messenger RNA from Stomoxys calcitrans (stable fly), 592 nucleotides. RefSeq names its product ATP synthase-coupling factor 6, mitochondrial (gene ATPsynCF6). Gene Ontology annotation, biological process: proton motive force-driven ATP synthesis. The transcript has 3 exons. Bases 111 to 428 code for a protein of 105 amino acids. Gene Ontology annotation, molecular function: proton transmembrane transporter activity. Lineage: Eukaryota; Metazoa; Arthropoda; Insecta; Diptera; Muscidae. The record is from RefSeq and is a predicted model, not a curated record.
AAAAAGUGGAUUUGACAAUUAAGCUGUCAAAAAGAUAUACUUUUGCUAGCUGAGUUUCGGUCAACCGAUUUGUUCCGUAGAAAUUUAUUUCAAAAACUAAUUCAAUAAAGAUGUUGUCGCAAACUAUAUUGAAUGGUGUUCGAGUAUUGCGCGUAGAAGCUCGUCGCAGCAUUGGUAUCGUUGCACCGGCCAUGAACAAAGCUUCGGACCCAAUUCAGCAAUUAUUUCUAGACAAAGUGCGAGAAUACAAGCAAAAAGGCUCUGGUGGCAAAAUGGUUGAUCCAUCUCCUGAAAUUCAACGUGAAAUGAAAAACGAAUUGGAUCGUGUUGCAAAGCAAUACGGCAGCGAUGGUACAACCGAUAUGACAAAGUUUCCCGAAUUUAAAUUCCCAGAAGUUAAAGUCGAUCCCAUCACCUCAACCAACUAGGAUGUAACUAACUUUGCGUUGAAAACUUUAAUAGUGAUAAUUCCAGAUGUCGGAGGUCUGCUACAGAAUUGUUACCUCCUUUUUAAAAAUUUCGAAUCGGAUUUCAUCAAUAACACAUGAAAAUUAAAAAUAAAUGGGUACGAAUUCGAAGAAGUCGAAAACAA